Cottoperca gobio is the source of this 3826-nucleotide messenger RNA. Its product is annotated as glutamate decarboxylase 1-like. Gene Ontology annotation, molecular function: glutamate decarboxylase activity; pyridoxal phosphate binding. Bases 302 to 2053 code for a protein of 583 amino acids. The transcript is spliced from 17 exons. The record is from RefSeq and is a predicted model, not a curated record. Gene Ontology annotation, biological process: GABA biosynthetic process. NCBI's taxonomy places the organism in Eukaryota, Metazoa, Chordata, Actinopteri, Perciformes, Bovichtidae. Gene Ontology annotation, cellular component: presynaptic active zone; cytoplasm.
AGUCGUCAGAGGGAGGCAAGGCUGUGACUCAUGCUUGCCUGAAGAGACCAAUGGGCAGCCGACAGCCUGAGAUAUAAAUAACGAAUAAAUAAAAAAAUAUUCUUCAGGGAGAAAGGGUCACUUGCGCGCCUCUGGAUGGGAUUGUAUUAGUGCGCUCUCUGUUGGUAUUCCGCCAUCACUGGACUGUUGCUUGUCGUGCCUUUGGGUGGCGAUUGUAACAUUUAGUUAUAGUUUCUCUGGACUCGACAACCUGUGAGCCGUUGAAUUAUUUCCCAGCUGGAGAUCAGAUAUCAGAGGACUGAUGGCCACGUCUGAACCGAGAGCCACCGGCGGGGAGCAGGAUCCCAACUCCGCCAAUUUAAGACCUCCGUCCACAACCAACGAAUAUGCGUGGAUGCACGGAUGCACACGGAAACUGGGGAUGAAGAUUUGUGGGUUCCUGCAGAAGAACAACAGCCUGGAUGAGAAGGGGAGGCUCGCGGGCCAGAAGAACUUGCUCUCGUGCGACAACAGUGACAGGGACGCGCGCUUCCGCCUCACCGAGACCGACUUCUCCAACCUGUUCGCCAGAGACUUGCUGCCAGCCAAAAAUGGAGAGGAGCCUACCAUACAGUUUUUGUUGGAGUUGGUGGACAUCCUCACCAACUACGUCAAGAAGACAUUCGACCGCUCCACCAAGGUACUGGACUUCCACCACCCUCACCAGCUCCUGGAGGGCAUGGAGGGCUUCAACCUGGAGCUGUCCGACCAGCCUGAAUCCCUGGAGCAGAUCCUGGUGGACUGCAGGGACACGCUCAAAUAUGGCGUCCGGACAGGUCACCCACGAUUCUUCAACCAGCUGUCUUGUGGUCUGGAUAUCAUCGGUCUGGCCGGAGAGUGGCUCACCUCCACUGCUAACACCAACAUGUUCACCUAUGAGAUCGCUCCAGUGUUUGUGUUGAUGGAGCAGCUGACUCUGAAGAAAAUGAGAGAGAUGAUUGGUUGGCCCAAUGGAGAGGGAGAUGGCAUCUUUUCACCAGGGGGCGCCAUCUCCAACAUGUACAGUGUGAUGAUCGCACGAUACAAGUAUUUCCCCGAGGUCAAGACCAAGGGCAUGUCUGCUGCUCCUCGCCUUGUCCUCUUCACAUCUGAACAUAGCCACUACUCCAUAAAGAAGGCCGGAGCUGCUCUUGGUUUUGGCAGCGAGAAUGUGAUCCUGCUGAGCACAGACGAGAGGGGGAGAGUCAUUCCUGCAGAUCUGGAGGCCAAGAUCCUUGAUGCUAAACAGAAGGGUUAUGUGCCAUUGUUUGUGAAUGCCACAGCUGGUUCCACCGUGUAUGGCGCAUUUGACCCCAUCCAUGAGAUCGCUGACAUCUGUGAGAAGUACAACUUGUGGCUCCAUGUUGAUGGUGCGUGGGGGGGUGGACUGCUGAUGUCCAGGAAGCAUCGCCAUAAGCUUAAUGGAGUUGAGAGGGCUAACUCCGUCACAUGGAACCCUCACAAGAUGAUGGGCGUGCCUCUACAGUGCUCUGCCAUCCUGGUCAGAGAGAAGGGAAUCCUGGCAGGCUGUAACUCCAUGUGCGCUGGCUACCUGUUCCAACCAGACAAACAGUACGACGUCACCUACGACACAGGGGACAAAGCAAUCCAGUGUGGCCGACACGUCGACAUCUUUAAGUUCUGGCUCAUGUGGAAGGCCAAGGGCACCAUAGGGUUUGAGCAGCACAUUGACAGGUGUUUGGACCUGUCCCAGUACCUGUACAACAAGAUCAAGAACAGGGAGGGCUAUCAGAUGGUGUUCGAUGGAGAGCCCCAGCACACCAAUGUUUGCUUCUGGUAUAUCCCACCCAGCCUGAGAGGCAUGCCUGAUGGUGAGGAGCGGCGAGAAAAACUCCACAGGGUGGCGCCAAAGAUCAAGGCCAUGAUGAUGGAGUCAGGGACCACCAUGGUGGGCUACCAGCCUCAGGGCAAAAAUGUCAAUUUUUUCCGUAUGGUCGUCUCCAACCUCGCGGCCACCCAGUCCGACAUCGACUUCCUCAUCGAUGAGAUUGAGAGGCUGGGACAGGACCUGUAGAGCUCCUGAUUCCUGCAGUCUGAAGCCAAUGAGGUGAAACAUUCACAGUGCUGCAGACAGAAUAAUGAUAGGACAUGUUUUAGGUUCUUUCUAUCCAGUCUAUCUUUGUCUGAAGCAUCCUGACUGUUUCUCUGAGAGAGACUUUGAGCGUCUUAUUUGCUCGUCCAACAUAGUUCCUCCUCUAGACAAAAAUAUUUAAGUUCUAAGUAUCUGAAGGCUCCAGGUACAACAAACAUGCUCCAACGUAUGUGGGUGCUGUGGAAUCUUGUAAUGUGUAAUCUAGUUUCUCGUCCAAUGUUGUCUUUUAACGUCUGUGUGUAUGUGUGUGUGCGUGAGUGUGUGCGCUAACACUGAAAGGGAGAAAAAGCACAGAUGAAAAUAUAACAAACUAUCAUAAAAUUAUUCUGCUGUAUCACACAUUUGCUACGCAAAAUUGAAUCAUUGGUGCUUUCAGCUGUAUAUAUAUUUAAUCUCAGUACACCAACCUAAAGCAGCAUCGCAGCCCCUGAAGCAGUGUGUGUGUGUGUGUGUGCGUGUGUGUGUGUGUGUGUGUGUGUGUGUGUGUGUGUGUGUGUGUGUGUGUGUGUGUGUGCAGGUGUGCAUGUGACACAGUGUAUCCUGUCAUGUAUUUUAAGCUAGCACUGUGUUAAAGUAAGCUUAUUAUGACCUAAUGUGCACACCAUAGGUACCAAGUGUGUUCAGCUGAGAGGUUUAAAACAAACUGAUCUACAGUCUGCAAUAUUUCCCCUGGUAGAAGAUAAAGAUUUAAGAAGUCGACAGCUAUCCCAAGUCUGUGACCACUUUGAACUUGUAAAAACGCUGGCUCGUUGUUUGUUUCAUGCAAUCAUGUGAUACCCAUGUGUGUUUAUAACAUUGUUAAAAUAUUAAUAUUUGAUUAUAUAAGAACUCAUAUUUAUUGCAUUUCCACUGUUUGCAGAUUCAGGUAUUUUAUUGUAAAUGUAUCUUUAUGUGUAUUACAUGGUAAUACAUUUGUAAAUGUAAACACAAAGUUUAUUUAUAGUGAUAUUGUCAGCCAAAGAAAGUGAAUCGGGAACAGAGCAAUCCAUUGUCCUUCAUUAUAGAACUUAUUAUAUAGAUUAUAGGUGUUUGUAAAAUGUUACCUAUAGUAUUAUUAACCCCUGGACUGCGAUGCAAUUUCUAUAGUGUGUUUCUUUCUGUGAUUGUGAGUCUUUUUGACCGAAUGUUUUGAGAUGACUGAUUGGCCUUCCGAUGAGAUUAAGAAUGAAGUCUAUAUAAUCCUCUGGCGGCCGUGCCAGUCUUUUAUUUCAGAGAAUAGCACAAGGAUGUGAGAAUGUACUCUCCUCUUGAGACUGGAAAGAAAGUAUUGUUGUAUCCGUCUGAAUCCUAAUGCAUUUACUGUAAUAUAGUAUAUAUUAAUUGUAAUACAUAUUACCUGUAUUCUCAGUGUUAUGGGAACUCAAUGGAAUAUAUUGUAUAAAGAGUUCCUGUUUGUGUCUUUGCACAAUGUUCACCUUUCUUUAUUCCAUUGUAAAUGGAUGUGUAUUAUGGCAGUGUUAUAUAAGGCUUAUGUUAACAAAGUAUUUACGGUAUCUAGGGACCAUAUGUGGAUGGCACAAUGGCAUAAAUCAUAUUUACUGUAAUCUGUGUGCUGUAUGUGGCCAAUGACUCCUGUAUGUGACCAAUCUGGUUUUUUAAAUUAAGCCAGCUGUAAGGGAACGUUUCUCAGGAGGCACUUUAACAGAAUCAUACCAUCUCAAAAAAGAUCUUUAAUAAAGUCUAUUAAAGGAAAAA